Messenger RNA from Aspergillus japonicus CBS 114.51, 417 nucleotides. RefSeq lists its product as uncharacterized. The record is from RefSeq and is a predicted model, not a curated record. The transcript has 4 exons. Lineage: Eukaryota; Fungi; Ascomycota; Eurotiomycetes; Eurotiales; Aspergillaceae. The annotation marks the transcript as partial.
CAGGAUCGUCUUCAUGUAGCGAAGGAUGGCCUAGUGUAUACCCGGAUAUCUGAAUAUAUCCCCGACUCGAAUGGCCCGGUGUUCAGGCCAAACCCAGUAUCGAUGCAGAAGUUGCUUCGAAACAAUUAUGAUAUAUACUGCAAGAGUGUCGAGAGCGGAGCUCCACCCGCGGAUCCACACGUUAUAUGUAUUCCAAAGGGCACUGCCGUACCUUCGAAUCUAAUCCUAUUCCGAGAACGAGACGCGCGUUUCUCUUUGCAGCCAUUGAAUCCGGUCUCCCUUCACAAAUUUAAAAAGGUACUGAUCGAGUUUUAUACGUCAUGUGCAACUUUCCCUCAAGCCGUGGAAUGGAUGGAGGCGAACAAUCUCCAUAAGGCCUUCGCGGAUAGUGAUUCGGAGGCCUGGAUGCGCGAGUGA